AUGCUUUUUCCACUACCAACCGCUUAUGAAGAUAUGACUUAUUUACCUUCUGGAUCUGAACGGCCAAAUGCCCGGUCAUUGAGUAAUGAUCUUUUUACUGGUCAAACAGGUCUUCCAUCAAAUAACAACUGGACUUCCCUAUUUGCUCAUUUUGGAAAGUUUGUCAGUAUGGAGAUUUCACACACACUGGAUUCUGCUUGCCCAACAGAAAUCCUCCAAGUGCCAAUUUUUGGAGGUGAUCCAGAUUUUGAUGACAAUGCCACCAUAGAAGAUCACAUUCCAUAUGAAAGAAUUGCUUACGAUAUACACUCAGGACUCUCACCAAAUAAUCCUCGAAGACAGGUGAAUCUUGCUACUAGUUUAAUUGAUGCAAGUGUUGUGUAUGGUAACAGUGAAGUGUGGGCCAAUGCACUACGUGACUGGCAUACAGGGAAACUCAAAAGCAGCGACCAGAUCUCCCAGUUCCCAGCCAUGAAUGAAUACCGCUUACCAAUUGGAAGUUUUCCAUUCUCCAACAGUGAUAUAUAUCCAGAUCCCACCAAAUAUUGGCAAUUUGGAGAUCCGAAUUCACAUGAAAAUCCUGCUCUCCUUACAUUAAGCGUUUUGUUUUUCCGAUGGCAUAAUUUUUUGGUAAAACAAACUGCAGAUGCGAGUUUAAGCAAAGAAGAUUUAUUUUAUAAAGCUCGAUCCAAAGUCAUUGCAACUCUACAGAAAAUAAUUUUAUAUGAUUGGCUUCCUCUGCUGCUAGAUGAAAAAAUUGAACCAUAUAAAGAAUACAAUCCAAAUGUUGAUCCUGGUCUCUCAUCUCUAUAUGAUGCUGUAGCAAUGAAUUAUUAUUUAACCUUGAUACCCCCAAUCUUGAUGCCAAGGAACAAAAAAUGUCAACAUUUGCAGACAAUACGAUUAUGUGGUUGUUUUUGGAACAGCCAGGCCUACUUAACAAAUGAGUCACAUAGUUUUGACAGCAUUAUUUUAGGAAUGGUCUCUCAACUUGCUGAACAGGAUGAUAUGGUUGUCAGCUCUGAUUUCAAAGGUAAAUAUUUUGGGACUAUGUCUUAUUCUCGGCAAGAUUGCAUUGUACAAACAAUAAUGAAAGGCAGAGAUCUUGGGCUUCCAGAUUACAAUUCUGCACGUGUUGCUUUGGGGAUGAAGAAAAUAGAAGACUGGAAAGAUAUCAAUCCAAAAAUGUUCAAAAGACAUCCUCAGUUACUUCAGAAAUUCAAGUCAAUGCACAAUAAUUCUUUGAAUAACAUUGACAUAUUCACUGGAGCAAUGAUGGAAACAACAGAAACUGGGCCAGGAGAAUUCAUUAAGAAACUUACAAAAGAUCAAUUCCUGAGAAUACGAGAUGUUUGUAUCUUAUUCAUGUGUCUGUUGAAGCAAUAUCGAAUCAAACUCUACCGUGCUUUCCUUGAAGAUACAAAAACAUUCAAGAAAAGUUUCAGAAGAAGUUACCAUCGUCAAAACAACAUUCACAAAGCUUAUGAAUGGAUUGAAUAUCCAGAAUCCUUUAACAAGGUUGAUAUCAACUUUAAUUCCAUAAAAGGGUCGUUAGACCUUAAAUCAGGUAACAAGAUUCUGCGAUCAGUGACUUUUAAUAACAUGGAAACUGUGGACGUUUCUCUGACAACAGAUAAGAAAAGAACUUUUCUUCUUCUCAAAGUACCCAAGGAAUAUGACUUGAUUCUUGAAUUUAUAAAUGAUUUUGAUCGAUGUGAAUUUUCUAAGGAACUAGAACAAGUAAUAUCAAAAACGAGAGUGGUGAGGUGGUUUUAUAUUAAGCAAAAGGAAUUGAUGAAAUCAGCAGUCACCAGGAAAAAAAGGACCAAAAUGCUUGAAGCCUUCUUGAAAAGUGUCUUUUCUGAGGCUUUCCAUUUGGACUAUGAUCCAUCCUUAGAUCACGUUGAAUUCAAGCAGACCAAAGAACUUUUAGAAUUUGAAAUGACCAAAAAAUAUUCCCCGUUCAGAUCCAAGCUGAAACAUUUGCGGCAUUUCUUGGAGAACAACAAGCAACAUAUUUUUUUCAUCAUCCUCUUCUAUGCAGUUACAUGUGGACUUUUUGCUGAACGAUUUUAUUAUUAUACAGUUGAACGUGAAAAGAGUGGUCUCCGCCAAAUAAUGAGUUAUGGCCUGAGUGUCACUCGAGGGGCAGCUGCUGGGAUGUCUUUUACAUAUUCCCUUCUUCUGAUCACAAUGUGUCGAAAUUUUAUCACCUUUUUAAGAGGAACUUUCCUUAACCUUUACAUUCCGUUUGAUUCGCAUGUUGCAUUUCAUAAAAUUGUUGCCUGGACAGCACUUGCUUUUACGGCUUUUCAUGUUGUUGGGUAUGGUUUCAACUUUUAUCAUAUUGCCAUGCAGCCUACCAAAAUUUUCUGUGUCUUCAAAAGCAUUCACUUCCGGACAGAUUUCAUGCCCAAAUUUUAUUGGUGGCUUUUUGGAAAUCUCACAGGAAUGACAGGAGUUCUCCUGACCAUCUUAAUCAUUGUGAUUUACAUAUUUGCCACCCAGAUGAGUCGUCGAUACAUAUUUAAGGCCUUUUGGUUGACUCACAAACUUAUCAUUCCACUGUACAUUCUAGCUGUGCUGCACGGGUCAUCUGUCCUUGUACAGAAACCAAUGUUUUGGUGUUACUUCAUUGGACCAGUUAUUGCAUUUGUAAUUGACAAAAUGAUAAGUUUGAGUCGCAAAAGGACAGAGAUAAGUGUUGUACGAGCAGAGAAACUUCCUUCAGAUGUUUCAUUUCUGGAAUUCAAGCGACCCACAAAUUUUGAAUAUAAAUCUGGCCAAUGGGUCAGAAUUGCUUGUGAUUCUCUUGGAAAGAAUGAAUUCCAUCCAUUCACCCUGACAUCUGCUCCGCAUGAAGAUACCCUCUCCGUCCAUAUACGUGCUCUUGGACCUUGGACUUCAAAGAUACGAGAAAUUUUUAAUCCAGAAAAUCUCAAAGAACAACCUUAUCCAAAAUUAUAUGUUGAUGGACCUUAUGGAGCUGGGCAACAAGACUGGUACCGCUUUGAUGUUUCUAUUUUAGUUGGUGCUGGGAUUGGUGUUACCCCUUAUGCUGCGAUCUUAAAAGACUUUGUGCAUAUGAAUGCAAUGAAAAAUACUUACAAAAUAAAAUGUCAAAAGGUGCAUUUUAUUUGGGUAACUGGAAGCCAUAGACAUUUUGAAUGGUUGAUUGAUAUUCUUCAAGAAGUUGAACAAAUAGAUACAAAAGGAAUUGUCUCAAUUGACAUCUUCAUUACAAAAUUUUUUCAGCAUUAUGAUUUGCGAACAGCCAUGUUGUACAUCUGUGAAGAAUACUUCCAAAAGCAUUUUGGUGGUCGAAGUGUAUUUACUGGCCUGAAAGCCAAAACACAUUUUGGUCGUCCACAACUUGGUGUCAUGAUGAAGUCUAUCCAUCAAGAAAAUCCAUAUGUGCGGACAGUUGGUGUAUUCAGCUGUGGACCUCCUGGAAUGACAAAAAGUGUGGAAGCUGCAUGUAAUGAUGCCAGCAAAUCAACCAAAGCUCUGUUUAAACACCAUUUUGAGAAUUUCUAA
Molecule: messenger RNA, 3537 nt
Organism: Acanthosepion pharaonis
Lineage: Eukaryota; Metazoa; Mollusca; Cephalopoda; Sepiida; Sepiidae
Source: the annotation of a GenBank genome assembly